AUGAAUUCUAUCUUAAAUACAUACAGUCCAUUAUCAACAGACAUAUACAAUGAAUGUCAUGGAUAAUAGAUGAUAGAUGAAUUAGCAAUCUAAAAAAUAUUAGUUAUAGGAGCUGGAGGUUUGGGUUGUGAAAUUCUUAAGUCAUUGGCACUUAGUGGGAUAAAAGAGAUCCAUGUUAUUGAUUUAGACACAAUAGAUUUAACAAAUUUAAAUAGAUAAUUUUUAUUUAGAAUGAAAGAUGUUGGUAAAUAUAAGGCAGAAGUAGCUGCAGAAUUCAUUAUGAAAAGAAUUCCUUCUUGUAAAGUGAUACCUUAUACAAAAAAAGUAACUAUUUAAAUGUAAUUCAUAGAUAUAAGAAUUUCCCAUUAAUUUUUAUUAAGAAUUCCCAGUAAUAAUUGCUGGUCUAGAUAAUAUUGAAGCCAGGAGAUGGAUUAAUAGAGUUGUUAUUCAAAUGGUGUAAAGAGAUGAAAAUGAUAAAGUUAUUGAUGAAAGUCGUCAUUAUUUAAUAGAUGGAGGAACAGAAGGAUUAAAUGGAUAAGCUAGAGUCAUCUCCCCUUUUGAAACAGCUUGUUAUGAAUGUACACUAAGUUAACUACCUAAAUAAAUACAAUUUUAAAUGUGUACAAUUGCUUCCACUCCAAGAAUACCUGAACAUUGCAUAGCUUAUGCUUAUGAAGUAUUAUGGUCUAAAGAAUAAUCUGAUCUUAAAUUGGACAAAGAUAAUUUUGAUCAUAUUAAUUGGAUUUAUCAAAGAGCACUUGAAAGAGCUUAAUAAUUUAAUAUUUAAGGAGUCACAUAUAAAUUGACUUUAGGAGUUGUUAAGAAUAUAAUCCCUGCUGUUGCUUCAACUAAUGCUAUUAUUGCAUCAAUAUGCACAGUUGAAUGCAUUAAAAUAUUAACUGGUAAUGGUAGUCAAUUAAAUAAUUAUAUUCAAUGGUAUGGUUAAAAUCAUUAAACAGGAAUAGGUAUUAAUGUAAUAUAACAAGAAAGAUUAGAAGAAUGUACUGAAUGUUCUAUCUAAUCUUUAGAAAUUACAGUAAAAAGAACUGAUAAUAUUUCUAUUUUAUUGACAUUAUUACCACCAGAUAUUGAAUUAUAUAGUAAGGGAUAAACAUUGAUAACAAAUAACAUUAGAAGGAAAUAAGGAUUUGCUCACAUUUUAGAAAAGACAUUUUAAAAUUUAAUAGAUGAAAAAUUAAUUGAUGAAAAAACAACACUAUAAGCCUAUGAUAAACAUAAAACUAUAAAUGUGAGAGUUCUAUAUGAAUGA
Molecule: messenger RNA, 1270 nt
Organism: Paramecium pentaurelia
Lineage: Eukaryota; Ciliophora; Oligohymenophorea; Peniculida; Parameciidae
Source: the annotation of a GenBank genome assembly